Polypterus senegalus (gray bichir) is the source of this 780-nucleotide messenger RNA. RefSeq names its product splicing factor 3b, subunit 5 (gene sf3b5). Gene Ontology annotation, biological process: mRNA splicing, via spliceosome. Bases 123 to 383 code for a protein of 86 amino acids. The record is from RefSeq and is a predicted model, not a curated record. Gene Ontology annotation, cellular component: U2 snRNP; precatalytic spliceosome. The transcript has 2 exons. NCBI's taxonomy places the organism in Eukaryota, Metazoa, Chordata, Cladistia, Polypteriformes, Polypteridae.
AUUGGCAUUGUUUGAACCUUGCGAGACACCGUAACACGUUUAAUUUAAUAUCCCACAUUGCUUUGCGACGGCUGUGUUUCAGGGUUUAUUUUUUAUGUUGUAAAGCAGUAUCCAGUUUAACCAUGACUGACCGUUACACAAUCCACAGUCAGUUGGAACAUUUGCAGUCCAAGUACAUUGGGACAGGCCAUGCAGACACCACAAAAUGGGAAUGGCUUGUGAAUCAACAUCGGGACUCUUACUGUUCCUACAUGGGACACUUUGACCUGCUGAAUUACUUUGCUAUUGCCGAGAAUGAAAGCAAAGCUCGUGUCCGGUUCAACCUAAUGGAGAAGAUGCUACAACCCUGUGGACCUCCAGCUGAUAAGCCUGAUGAUGUGUAGAUGUCUUUGAGGUUUAAAUUCUUUUUACUGUUGAAUACAGAAUAAGGAUAUAAUGAUGCCUUUGACUGACACAGACAAGCAGGACAUUAAUAAUUCCAUUAAUUUUCACUUGUUUUGCUGUUUGUAGUAAAAUAACCAUUUUAAAAAAAAACCAAAAAAACAUUUUUAUUCUAUGUAUUAAUUUCUAAUCCCUGAGGCCACUACUAGAAAUUUCUGUGUUAAUGAGGCUGAGGUUAUUCCAUGGGUGUUCACACUUGACCUUCAGAAUCAGACUGGAUUUCUCAAAUGGUAGAAGCUCAUGGCAGAAGCAUACAAAUAUGUAUUUGAUUAAAGCAUUGGUCAUUUAACUGCAGUAAAAUGAGUAUAUAUUAGUAAAGAUUUGGUUUUCUUUACAUUA